This is a messenger RNA of Aphidius gifuensis, 2898 nucleotides long. RefSeq lists its product as uncharacterized. The record is from RefSeq and is a predicted model, not a curated record. The transcript is spliced from 8 exons. The coding region runs from base 80 to 2815 and encodes 911 amino acids. Lineage: Eukaryota; Metazoa; Arthropoda; Insecta; Hymenoptera; Braconidae.
UAUCUUUUCUGACUGAAUGAUGAAAUGUUUUUUAUUUAAAUAAUAAUUUUGAAAAAAAUUAUUAAUUAAUAAAUGAACUAUGCUACGACCGACAGUGGUAGUGCUGAUUUUUGUAACUUUUAUUUUUUCCAUCAACACUGGUGUUGCUGAGGGUCACAACAAGAGCAUCAACAAAACAGAUAUAUCCGGUGAAUCACCUGAGGCUAUUUUGGAUGUGACGACAGAUAAAAUUCUUGGAGAAGAUGUCGAGUAUGAGGAUGAAGAUGAAGAGGAAGAUGAUGAUGAUGAUGAUGAGACAAAUGAAAAAAAUACUGGUGAAAAUGAAAAUGAAAAAAAAAUUGAUGAGUAUGAGGUUGAACUACGUGAGGUUGCAGAAUCACACGAAGCAAUGUCCAGAGACGAUAGACAUAAUUCAACAGUUAAAAUAAAUAAUUCUGAUUCAAGUAUAUUUACUGAUGAAAAUAAAGCAAUUCGUAAUUUUGAUUCACAUGAAAAAAGUAUUGAAGAACAUUCAGAUGAAAGUAUAACAUCAAAUGAAGCAAUUAGUACAGAAAAUGAUAAAGAAGUAAAAGAAUUGUUGGAAUUUAAACAUUUAUUUGAUGAUAAAAAAAAAAAAAUAAAACGUGUACCAACUGUUAAAAAAGAAUUAAGUACACAAAAAGAAAUUCAAGGAAAUGUAAGUGUACUUGCUGAGCCAACGAAAAUUACAAGUCAAUUGGAGGAUAAAAGAAUUGGAUAUUCGCCUGUCAGAACGAAUGACUUGAUGGAUCAAGAUGGUAUUCGACAUUUAAAUUCUGAAAAAAAUAUACAAGGUGAAGUUAUACCUGGUGACGAAUAUGUGGAUUCAGAUACAUCUUUACAGAUACUUGGAAAACUUGAUAAAAGACAAGAAUCUGAUCUUGAUUCUUCAGAGGCUUAUCCACCUAGUCCACAUAUACCAGAGUUUGAAAAACAUUCAGAAAUUCAAGAAGUUACUGAGGAGCUAGAAACAGUACUGGCUGAAGAGUUGAUGGAUCGGAUCCUAACUAAACUUGCAAGUCGUCCAUCCCAGUAUGACUAUGCAAGCCGUUUGCUGAAAAAUUUAUUGGAUCAUUUGGAGGCAUCAAGAAGUAAUUCAAAACGUAGUUCUUCACCAACUUUAUUUGAUGAUUUAAAAGUAUCAACAAAAUCACCAAUUGUAAAGCCAAAAAAUCCACAAUAUAUCCAUCAUCAACAACAAUGUCAUUUAAUCCAUAUACACGUCAACGUAUUAUCAAUAGCCACAAUGCAAGGAUCACCACAAAAUCAACAUGAUACUUUAUCAUCAAGAUAUAAAGUUGAUACAAGUGAUUCAAGUAAUUCUCGAUUACUUGAUUAUGAUUUGUCAGAACGUGCUUAUCAUCAUCAACAACAACAACAACAACAGCAACGUCCAAAAUUUACAAGUGACAUGUACAAUCAAUAUCAGUAUCAGCAACAACAUCCAUAUCGAAAUAUGAAUCUUCAACGUGAUUUUGACACUGAUCCAAUUAUUGAUUAUGAUGAUACUUAUACUGACGUUGAUUAUUCACGUUUACGUUCUGGUUUUCGAAAUAAACCAAGAAAAUAUCAAAGAUUUGAUAUGUCAAAAUUUCAUGAUCCACUUUAUGAUGAUGAUAAUAAUGAUGAUGAUGAUGGCUAUAGAAAUAAUGAAAGAAAAAAUAUUCAAAAUAAAUAUAAUAAUCGUAAAAAUUGGUCAACACGAUGGCGUCAAUGGAAAGAUUAUUGGCGACCAAUUAUUCAAGUUGAUGAAGAAAUUGAUAAAACAGGAAAUAAUCAUCGUAUUUAUGGUAAAUUUGAUAGUACAUGGCCAGUUGAUGAUAUAAGUAUAACAAAAAAUGAAAAAAUACCAUGGAAAAUAAUUGAUGAUACAAGAAAAAAUAUUUAUAAUAAUAAAAUUAAUAGAAAUAAAGAUAUAAAUAAUAAUAAAAAUAUUAUAAAUGAUACAUUAAAAAAUGAUAAUAUAAAAAAUGAAAAUUUACCAUUACCAAAAAUAACAAUGACAACAUGGAAUAGUUUAACAUCAGAUCCAGCAACAUGGCCAUUUAAAUUAUCAGGUGCUAAACCAUGGCCAAAAGAUAAAAAUGGAAAAUCAUAUAAUCCAAAUGCUGAACUUGUUCAUAAAUUAGGAUUAGAUAAACAAAAUAGAUUAUUAAAUGUUAAAAAUAAUAAUGAUGAUGAUAAUAAAAUAAGUGAAAUAAAAGAAUCACAAUUAAAUUUAAAUAAUAAUAAUUGGAAAACACAUGAAAAAUGGCCAGAUAAUGAUGAUAAUUGGCCAAGUAAAUUAAAUAAUUGGGAUAUUGAAUUGACAAAACAAUCAAAUAAUCAAGUAACAUGGUCACCAAAAUGGAAACAAUUUACUUAUCAUAAAGUUAAUAAUUUACCAUUAACUAAAACAGGUAAUAUUGAUCAAACAAAAACAAAAAAUUCAUAUAUUGCUGUAUCUGCAUUGUCAUCUGUUAAUGAUUGGCAUAAAAAUGAUAUUGAAGAAAUUCCAAUUGAUAAUAAUAUUAAUAGUAAUCAUGAUGAUCCAACAAGACAAAUGUUAUUUCAACAAACACCAUGGAAAAAAAGUGUUAAUGCUAGUAGAGAUAAAAUAAUAAUAAAAAAAGAUACUUUAGAAAAUCAACUUGAUGAUCUUAGACAAAAUCAUUUUAAUAAGCAUGUUUCAUCGACACAAGCAACUUACCUGCAGUCAACUAUUAUACCAGUGACAACGACUAUCAAGAAAAUUAACACAGUUAAAAAAUCGUUGUUGAAAAUUGUCGACAAUGAAAAGAUAUCUAAAAGUCAAUAAGGUUAAUAAAUAAAUUUGUUUUUUUUUUUUUAUUAUUAACAAGUAAUGUCAUACAGAAAAAAAAAUAUAAAUAUUAUUUAAUG